UGCUUCAGCACGGUGACCGUUUUGACACCGCUACUUCCCACAAUCCACUGCGAAGUGACGCCACUUCCGAAACCGGAAGUUACGUAUUACGUUCCCCAGUUGGUCGGUGGUGCGGAUACGUGAGCAUUUUGAAAAAAGGGUGAAGCCGUAACUCCAGCUGUCACUAUGGGUGAACGAAAAGGACAGAACCAUUACUACCCUCCGGAUUUUAAUCCAGUCAAGCAUGGAUCCCUCAAUGGCUACCAUAAAACCCACCCCCUGCGGGAGAGGGCCAGGAAACUGUCCCAGGGCAUCCUCAUCAUCAGGUUUGAGAUGCCCUACAACAUCUGGUGUGAUGGCUGCAAGAAUCACAUCGGCAUGGGGGUCCGUUACAACGCUGAGAAGAAGAAAGUGGGGAACUACUACACCACGCCAAUCUACAGGUUUAAGAUGAAGUGCCAUCUGUGUGUGAACUACAUCGAGAUGCAGACGGAUCCGGCGACCUGCGACUAUGUAAUAGUAACCGGAGGGAGCCGGAAGGAGGAGCGCUGGGACAUGGCGGAAAACGAGCAGAUCAUCACCACAGAGCACAAGGAGAAGGAGAAACUGGAGACAGAUGCCAUGUUCAAACUGGACCACGGUGGGAAGGACAAGGAGAAGAUGAAGAAGGCUCUGCCCUCUCUGGCCGAGAUCCAAGACUACCAGGCCAGCAAGAAGGACGACUUCCAGCUCAACAGCUCCCUCCGCAGGAAGUUCAGGACGGAGAAGAAAGUGAUUGCUGAGCAGGAGGAGAAGGACAACAUGGUGAGGCUGAGGACGAACCUGUCCAUCCCUCUGCUGCCGGAGAAGGAAGAGGACAAGAAGCUGGCAGCGCUGCUCACAUACCAGGCACCUGACUCCUAUGACGACAAGCAGCACAUCAAGAGGAAAGAGAUCUCCUCUCGCUCGUGGUUCACCUCCCCUUCUCCGACACCAGGAAGUCCUGCAGGAAAUCUGCUCCAUAAGCUGGGUCUGCAGGGGAAGGAGGCGGCCGUGGCCAAAGCCCUGAGCUCCUCUCAGAGCGCGCUGAUCCGCAGACGCUCCGCAGGACCGGGACCCAGAACUGAACCCUGUGCCACCGCCACGCGCAGAAACUCAUACCCUGAGAUCAACACGUGUGAAGGAGACGAAACGCCGAGUAUAAGCCCAACAGAAAUGAGUCAGGAUGUGACAGAGACUAAUGGCUCCAGAGAGACACAUGUUAAGACCACAGAGGAAGGAGUGACAACCACAAAGGAUUCUGGGAAGGAGAAGGAGCGAGGCAGGAGUUUAGGAGCGCUCACAUCCAUCAUGGCCGACUACAGCGACUCAGAUUCAGACUCAUGAGGCUGGAAGUCGAGCUUAAAGGGGACAAUUUCAUUUUCUUUCAGUGAAUGCAAAGUCAGUUUUAUCAAUCUUAAAUUGGAGACUGACUAAUCUCUGGUUAGCUCACCUGUCAGUUUACAGCGGAAACAUGUUAGUGUUCUAAUCCAAAAUGUGUGAUUCGAGAUUAAAAUGUAAGCUUGAUUUGUUGCAGAAUGCCCUGUCAGUGAUAGGGCGGCUUCCUGUUAGUUGAUACGUUUCCUAAUUGUUCAUUUUGGUAUUUCUUCAGACGAUUAUUUAUUUUUUAAAAGAUUGUUUUCAUGCUGAAUAACUUAAUUUGAAAAGUGCAUAUCUGGUAGAUUUAAAGUGUUGCUUUUGUAUUCUUUCUGAUUAUUUUACACAUCCGUCAACUAAAUCCAACACACAUCAUUUUGGGACUGUCCUUGUCACACAUGUGUUAUAUAAUGACUUCCACAUGUGUCUAAUUUGUCUCUUCAAGUUAAUCUGACCUGUAAAUAAAGGUUUCUUUGCUGACUAA
This is a messenger RNA of Gymnodraco acuticeps, 1858 nucleotides long. It is a transcript of the gene yju2b, whose product is annotated as coiled-coil domain containing 130. Bases 166 to 1344 code for a protein of 392 amino acids. The transcript has 10 exons. Gene Ontology annotation, biological process: mRNA splicing, via spliceosome. The record is from RefSeq and is a predicted model, not a curated record. Gene Ontology annotation, cellular component: U2-type spliceosomal complex; post-mRNA release spliceosomal complex. NCBI's taxonomy places the organism in Eukaryota, Metazoa, Chordata, Actinopteri, Perciformes, Bathydraconidae.